This is a messenger RNA of Hibiscus syriacus, 2060 nucleotides long. RefSeq lists its product as uncharacterized. The record is from RefSeq and is a predicted model, not a curated record. The coding region runs from base 24 to 1766 and encodes 580 amino acids. Lineage: Eukaryota; Viridiplantae; Streptophyta; Magnoliopsida; Malvales; Malvaceae. The transcript is spliced from 8 exons.
AAGAAGUGAGAGCUUUGAAGGAAAUGGCGGAGCUGGGGUUUCUAGAGAAAAUCUUUUGGAGAUCAGGUUAUAGAGCUCCAGAUGAGAGCCCUGACUCUGUUACAUUCACUUUGGAAUCCAAUUUUAGUCUCUUUUCUUCGGCUUCCGCUAGUGCCGAUCGUUGCUCGUUUGCUUCCGAUGUUCACAAUCACGAUUCUCUCGCCUCCGAACUCUCUUUACAUUUGGCUGCACAUGGAGGAGAUGAGAUUGAGAGUUCAAGUGGACCAGAUCCAGAUCCAGAUCCAAACAAAGCUAUGACAGUCCAUAAGCACAAUUGUUUCUCCAGAAAAGGUGAAAAAGUGAAAGUUCAAGAAGAAGAAAACGAUGCAGCUCGCAUAGGGGACGAAAAUCUACUCACUGAUUCAGCGAUAUACUCAUUCUCUCUUGCUAUUAAAGAGUGUCAGGAUAGGAAGAUUAGAUCUGACGCUUUGUUGAAGAAUCCUGAUAAGCGAAGAGCUUCAUUAGAUCAAAACAAUGUUUCUGCAUCGUCUCCUCGGUUUUGGACUAUGAAGAAAAGCACUGUUCCGACACGGAAAUCGAAUGCAAUUCCUAGUCCUGGGACUCCCAAUCAUCAUCAUCAGUUGAGUUCUGGAAUGCUGAAGGGUUGGAGUUCUGAACGUGUGGCAUUGCAUAACAAUGGUGGAAGGAGACUAGGGAAUGCUGCUGGUGUGUUGCCUCUGAACAAUGGAAGGACCUUGCCUUCAAAGUGGGAAGAUGCCGAGAGGUGGAUUUUCAGUCCUGUUUCUGGGGAUGCCAGUGUGAGGCAAUCGAACUUGCAUCCACAAAGAAGACCAAAAUCAAAGAGUGGUCCACUUGGUUCUCCUGGGAUCGCUUACCAUUCUUUGUACUCUCCUCCAACUCACAUGUUUGAUGGAGGCCGUAAAGGAAGAUUUAUGGCCGUUUCUCCUUGCUCAGCUGGUGCAAUUGCAGCUAAUGGUUUAACAAUUCAUUCCCGUAGCCCUGCUGGAGGAUUCGCUAUUCAGACUGAACCUUGUAUGACCCGUUCUGUCAGUGUGCAUGGAUGCUCUCGGUUAGUGAACCCUUCAUCGCUUCCUUCUCAAGUUUCCAUCAAAGCUGCAGAAGAAAAUCUUGAUGCAACCAAGGAUGCAGUCUUCGAUAUUUCUGAUACUGUCUCAAGAAGAGAUGCGGUGACCCAAAUGAACACACGGAGUAGCACCCAGUCUCCUAAAGGAAGGCCUUUUUCUCCCCCCACUCCUACUGCUCUACGUAUAAUGGAACUGCAGAGCUUUCAUUGCUCUAAAUCAGAAGUGAGAGAUGUCCAGGUGGAUGAAAGAGACACCAUGACUCGGAGGUCAAAGAAGCAUGGAGUUCGAAACAGUGGGACGAGCACAGAAAUUGUAGAUGACCGGAGAAAUAGAGCAGUUGACACUCCUAUAUCGUCCUGGGAUAUGACAGAGACAGCAGAACGCAUUUCCAAGAUCAAAAGAGAAGAAGCAAAAAUCGUUGCAUGGGAGAACCUGCAGAAAGCCAAAGCUGAGGCUGCCAUAAGGAAACUAGAGAUGAAGCUGGAAAAGAAGAGAUCGUCGACAAUGGACAAGAUAAUGAAUAAGCUGAGCUCAGCCCAGAAGAGGGCUCAAGAAAUGAGAAGAUCAAUGAUAGCCAACGAGUUCCAUCAAGUUACAAGGUCAGCACAUAAGGCUAUAUCGUUCCAUAGAACCCGCCAGAUGGGUUCAUUGAGUGGCUGCUUCACCUGCCAUGCAUUCUAAGGCCUCAGCCAUCUUUUACCGGUUCAAUCAGUCCUCAAAUGUUUGUCUGAAGAAUAAAAUCCGCCUGACAUGACAAAUAUUGUACAGGAAGCAACUAUUAUACUCGACGCCAAACCGGAGUCACCGUGCCUGAAUGAAGCACCGCUGCCUCGAUCUAAGGUGAACCCAAAUUGCCAUGCCUUUGGACUUAAAUAUUUUCCUAAAUGUUCAAUUAUUAAGCUACUGUAUGCUUGGUAUGUAUGUAGAUUAACCUUUCAAGUAGUUGUCCCUGGAAUGGAAAUGUCAUUCAUCUCU